UCUGACAGGGGUGCUGCUGGCUGGGAACAGGAUGCUGUCAGGCCGAAUAGACGCAGCAACCUAACGGAGAGAAACCGCAGCAGCAUCCUUUGUUUUCUGGAGCUGGAUAUCCAGCUGUGAAACCCACUGACAACCUGCAGGUCCUGGACAAGAAGAGGGAGGCGUCCAGUUCCAACAGCCAAAGCAAAAGCUUGGAGCACAGAAGUAGCCGUUGUGCUCCAAUGGGACAGCUCCAAACUGAUAUUGUGGCAAGCUGAACGAGAACUGAAGCAAGCGUGGAGAGGCGGCGAGGCUUUCCUUUUCCUUCGGCCCAGUGGAAGCAGUCAUCCACACCGCUGCACUGAAACACACUCAUCACUCUUUUUUUACUCUUAUCCUUUCUGUCACUGUACUUGUUCUCUCUCUUUCUAUUCAUCUAUCUGUUCAUCUUGCUUGAACAGGUCAGCGGUUCUUAAGCAGCACAAACCAGCAGUAAAGACCAGUGAACUCAGUUGUUUAGGUUGUAGAGCUGCUAACAGAGAUCAUCCUGCUCAAGCAAUGCAAUAGUAUAUUUGAAUCCAGUUCUUCACCUGCCCCCCAGCCCAGAGUCUGGCUCUGUAGCACAGGGUCCCACAUGCAAUGAGGAGGGCCAGGGGGUUCAUCUCUUUCUAGACUUUCUCUUCUUCACCUUGUGUCUUCAUGUUUUGGGGGUCCUCUGGUGCCCCCGCCCUCUGUCGACCUCCCCGCAACUGCUGCCAUCACGGCCGGCCACCCCAGUCGCCUCGUUGCCAUGCCGACAGAGACACUGGCUCCAGCCCUGCCAGAUAGCAAGGUCGCUGGCCCCGCAACGACCUUCAGUUCCACCGUACCCCUCCGCAUCCUCAAUAAGGGCCCUGACUACUUCAGGAGACAGGUGGAACCUAACCCAAAGCGCCUCAGUGCUGUUGAGAGACUAGAAGCUGACAAGGCCAAGUAUGUCAAGAGCCAGGAAGUUAUCAAUGCGAAGCAGGAGCCAAUCAAACCACCCAUGCUGGCUAAGCCUCCCGUCGGUCACACCCUCUUGUCCAAGAGAGGCUCUGGGAUUGGUGGAGGAGGAGGAAAUGGGGGCGGGAUACCUUUCAAAGCAUCCAAUAACAACGCCAAGUCAGACACAUGUGCAACAAGCAGCGGAAGCAGCAAGAGAGAGAAUUUAAACCUGGAGAUCCUUAAAAAUCUGCUCAACUCAUCAUCGUCUUCAGGAGCAGGAUCCGAAGGACUAGGAGGUGGAGCUAAGAGUGCUGUGUUGAUGAGGUCAUCAGGGGGGAUGGCCAGAAGCUGGACACCAUCAGGGAUGCCGUUAACCUACCGAUCUACAAUGACACUUAAUGAGCAACCACAAGACUCAGCUCCCAGUCCAAGCACCUCACACUCCCUCCGCUCAUUUUCCCAUUCACUGAAGGUCCCUCCGAUGAACAGCGGGGGACGUCGCAGUCCACUACAGGGAGGAAACCUCAACCUCAGCAGACGAGGUGAAGGAGUUAUCGAUCGUUCUCGCUCCCCACUACCACCCCUACUCACCUCCCACUCCUCCUCUGACCUCCUGCGACUGUGCAAUGGCAAGCCACUGCGCACGGCGCGAUCCAGCAGCUCCUCAGCUCCUCCCCUCCCUCCGAAACCCAACCCUGCCUCCCUCCCUCCUCCCGCACUAUCCUUGUCGCUGCCUCCCCCUCGUCCAACUCCAUCCCCCUUGCUCUGUGACAAUAACACCCCUCAGUCACUAUCUUGUGAUUUAGAAGACCCUUCAAAUACUUCAACCGAUGCCAACCUGGAGCUUGAGCUAGGUUCAUCCGUGGCUCGUCGCUCCUCACUACACAGAUCUAAAUCAGACCUGUCAGACCGGUAUGCCCGGGCUGGAGCUGACGUGGAACGCUUUUUUAAUUACUGCGGGCUCGACCCAGAGGAGCUGGAGGCAGUUGGUCCAGAGAACUUUGCGCGGGCCAACUCAGACAUUGUCAGCCUGAACUUUAGAUCAGCUUCUAUGAUCUCCUCCGACUGCGACCGGUCGCGGCGAUCUUCCAACGAUGGGCUGUCAGAAGGGGUCGAGGACGAGGAGGAAGAGGCCGGGGAGCGUGUUCCAUAUGGCAUCUCGGCUGUGGAGCGAAAUGCAAGAGUCAUUAAGUGGCUGUACAGCAUCAAGCAGGCAAGAGAGACACAAAAAGUAUCACACGUUUAGGACAAGCACUACAGUGGAUGUACUUUAAACUACAGACAAACAUGUUUCAGAAUAAUACAUGGACCAGAAUUUUUUAACAGGUUGAGAGACUGAUCUUGACGCUGAACUGAAGAUUUGUCAAGAUGUAGAGAUGGAUAAAUGGUAUGACAACAGACAACAUUUUGUUUAGAAAUAAAUGAAGAGAUGAGGAAAAGGACGCUAAUCCACUUAAGAACAACAAGAUCACUAUGAACCACAAAUAAUAAAACUUGGACAGUCAUAUUAAUGACUUCAGAGAAAAACAAACACAGGACAUGUCUGAAAAGGAAGUAAUUAAUUAACUGUUUCUAUAUGGACACUGUAUAAUCUGACAGACAAAGUUUGUCAAGUUGCUUGAGCAACAAGAGCAAAAUGCACUGCGAUUGUCUAAGGAUCCAUAAAGUCGCCUCACUGCAAAGGGUUCUAGGCCUUUCUCACAGAGAACAUUUUGGCUUGGCUAACAAAGCAUUGUAAGUGGGAUUAUCUUCCUACAUAGCUUGCUAGCUACCUAGCACCUCUCAAUUCAAUCCAAUCUUCGUUCUGCCAUCUCUGUCCUCAGUCACUUUGUCAAAAAAUCUAGUUCAGACGAUUAAGCACUAACACAUCAUUUGGUUCAUUCUAAGUUUUUUGUUGUAGAAUUCUGUUAAUUUGCGGUGCCUCCACUGCCUCACUGCUAACACCGCUGCACAAGCUAACAGGGGACUUCAGAUUUGUUGUGGUAAUGUUACUGAGUUAAACAGCUUUACUUUUAUCCAUAACAUUUGAACAUUUUCUUCACAUUACUUCUCAGAUGGUUGUCUGAUGUUGUGAGUAUGUGUUCAGCAUAGCUCACUGGCAAAGAAAACAACAAUAGCCUAGUUCAAUGAUGGAUUCAGAGCGCAAUUAACAAAUGCUCCCCACUGGAGUAUAAGGCUGUUCCACUUGUAGAUUGUGAAUUUUGAAUUCAUUACAGAUCAAUACAUUUGACCCACAAUUGAAUGAUACUUUGAACUUCAGAUAAAAAGUGACAACCCUAACCCACUUAAUGUUAACUCUUCAUAGUAACUGGUACCAUAGCUUCUGUGUGUGCUGAAACUCACUACCAGUUGGUCAGGGUCACUAGUUCCACCUGUGCUUUUACUGCAACAACCAGUCAAAUGUCCACAUUGAGAAAGGCCUGUGUCCCAGUGUUGAUAUCUCUGUUCAAACAAACUUUGAAAAAGGUCCUGACAUCUUUGCAAAACAGACACUGAACUCUAUCUGUCAAAAAAUGGAAAUCACAUUAAAAAGUCAGUGCUGCUGGUACACAGUUUGACCGUAAUGAAGUCAGCUCAGUUAAGUUGAUAUCUGUUAUACGAGACUGUUAAAGGAACAUUUCAGCACUAACUUAAUGUGUCAACAAGAUUAGGUUAUUAAUUAAUCAAGUUGUUAACUAUGACAUUGCAAAAAUAUUGAGAAACUCGUGAAACUCAAAAGUGUGAUAAGCUGGCUUUCACUAAGCUUUAGCUCUUGUUAAACUAGAUAUUGUAAUUGAUAGAGGAAGGCCUUGAAAUGUGUGAUGACUGAGGGAUAAAGGAACAGAGGACAUUGAAUGAUUGGGAAAGAUACACACACAAUAGAUAAUAUAAUCUCUCAAGCAUACUUAUCCGUACAGCAUUAUGGUUACACCAUCAUAUCAUUAUGCUGAUGAAUUAUUAACAAUUCGUCAUCAACCUGUUUCACAUUUCACUGUAGAGUUUUAGUGUCCUGUGAUGGGAUAUGGUUAUUCAGAGGCUGUUUCACGAGAAACCUGCCAUUCAUAAUUCAAACAAUGAAUACAUGAAUUUGAGGGAAUUAUUUUGCUAUGAAAAUAGUGAAAAUGUUUAAAUAUUCUAAAUAUUGUAGGCGGCAUAAUAAAUCCCUCAUAGGUUGUCUUUACAUCUAACCUUUAUGGUCCAGUUCAAAUGAACUGCAGUGCGUCUGCCCGUUUCAUUUGGUUUGUUUAGACUUGUGUGAACGUUGUCUUUCAAACUUGGACCAAAGAGCUGCACCAACACUGCUGAGGUGGUCUCGGUCCGCUUCUAACCAACCUUGUGUGUUCGUUUGUGGUGCAAUCUCCAAUCAGAACAACUACAAGAUUUUACGAUAGUGGAUAUGUGUAUUUAUUUUUUAUACGAUCCAUAUGCCUUUUUAACAAGUCCACAUAAUGUUAGCUAUCUACCUAAGGGAUUUCAGAUGUCUGUCACUUUACGCAUUCAGCAUUAGGGAAGACCCAUCAUGCAGUUCAGUUCGUCUUCAACUAGGAAUGUGGACGCUAGCUAGCCAAUCUUGCUAAAAUGAGCAUUAUACAAUCCUUUUGCAUUAAGGUUAAACAAGUGUAUUUAUAUGUCACAGUUUACAAUUUGGAAAGAGUGUAAUUAUCAAAAUCGGGUUUAAUUGUAUAUUUAGCAAGCUAUAAAAACUCUUAACUGAAAGGGUAAGAUCGUCAAUUUAAUGAGAGCCGCUUUAGUCAGCAGUAAAUAAUUAGCAAUAAUUCCGUGAGUUUGCCAAACUGCUAAAUGACACUCUUGGCUGUUGUCUGGUCAGUGUUCUCUCUGCAUGCUGACGUCUGUAUUAUGUACGUAAGAUGGUUUCCUUGAUGAAGAAGCAUUACUCUUUAGUCUUCAUUCUCUCCAUCAGGGUGUGAGUUUCUCUACAUAAAUGAUGUAGGUGAUCGCAUCAUGAAGUUAUUUAGCUGUUAAGUUGUCAAGUCGAGCUUUGUCUUGACUUGACUGUGGUGAUGGUAAGUGACCAGUCUCGACUAAUAACGCUCACUAUCGGUUAAAUACACAAAUGAGGUUCAGUAACGUGCAGCAUGACUAGCUUCCAAUCCAAAUUGUACUUCCCACUUUGGGUCGCUCUGAUGAUGCAGGAUGACAUCACUGGUCAUAUGACUCCCUUUAGUUCAUGUAUAGGUCAGUGAGAACAUGAAACUAUGCAUAUUUUUUUAUCUUUGAAACAAAGUAAAGGUGUUAAAGUGACCCAAACAAUCAAACCUUUACUUGUAUAACGUGUGUCAUGAUUUCUUCACUUGUUACUCAGUGAAAUGUCUUACAUACAUCCACACGCAACUCUGUGGAAUGAUUCAAAAGUUAAAGAACCACCAAACCCCUGAGUACGUCAAAAGAGUCACAAGUCUUAACCAUAGAAGUUGCCUUUAACACAGAUGAUCAUUGGCAAUCUGGGAUUAAAUGAACAACGCCUCAAGCCUUUCCCAGCAGUACUAUUGCAGGACACCAAAACUCUCCUUUCAAAACACUUAUCUGUGAUUCUGUUGAGCACCAGGCACUCUACAUACACUGAAAGCAAUACUAAUGAAGCUGUUCACUAUUACAGGACAAGUUACAGUACAGUAUUCCAUAGGACGGGGAAGGCAGAUUGUGUUCCUUUUUAUAUGUCGGCGUUCUCUCCAAAUGACACUUCAGAUUUCGGUGUUUGUUCUGUCCAUCGCAUCCUACAACCCCUCACUACUGGAGUUCCAUCUCUAUGCUUAUGCAUUACGAACACUUGAGUUUGCGUUCAUGAUGAGCGCCUUCAGCUCAGCUCUGCUCUCCACCUCUCUAUCUGUCUCUGAGUCCUCACAGCCAGCCACAGGAAGAAACCUGUUGCUUUACCCUUGUGUGUUCGCUGAUAAUGAAGGUUGGAUGGAAGUUCACCUCCACCCUCAACUUUGUCAUCUGUCUACAUGUCUGCACGUUGCUGACAUGUCUCAAGGCCUGAAGCCAUAUUGGUGUGAAUGCAGCGCCUCAGUCAGAGUCUACCAACUGUCAGUGUGUCCGUCUGCCCUCCACCUCACCUUCAAUCUGUGCAGGUCUGCUUCAAUGCUUUAGCAGCAACAACCCAGCUGGGUUUACUUCACUUCACCCCAUAAUGUGCUAUGUCCAACUAAACACAACUUUAGGAGUAUUGGGGGAAUGGAAGCAUCAACAUCUGACAGGUAUAUGCUUUGGAUUGCACAUGACAAUAUAUUGUCACCAUGAGCGGGAGAGCAGGGUGAGAUGAUUUUAGUGAAAACAUUGCCAGAGUCUUUAGAGGUAGAGAGUCUUGAUGUUGCCAAAUACCCAAUUUAUACGUCAUGUAUCUUUUGGGUUAUAAUUCAAAAACUAAGUGGCACGUAAUCUCCACUGUGCCCAAGAUUAAUUUAAUCAGUAUUCUGUAUCAAGUAUUAUGUGGAAAUAAACACGUGGAUUGUUGUUAACUGCCAAGCUAAACUGUUGUAACUCAACCGCUACGUUGCACAAAGUAAUCUUCUUGUAGCAUUUUUGGCAAUUACUAAACAACUCCAGGUGCAUGAAACCACUUUCUGGACUUGAAUAGGGUCAAUCCUGAUCUGCAUCUCGCACAGGAAUAGCAAGACAGACGUAUGUGGCUAUGUGUAAAUGAAAGUGUAUUAAAUCACAUCUGGAUUUUAUUUGAAUUUGAAAUGACCAUUGUAAAUGGUCUAUAUAUAAACAUCCAGUACAGUGAUAAAUAACUAUUGAGCUGAGAAUAUGGACAAAAGAGUAUCAAGUUUCAGCUGUAAGGGACUCUCUGCAGAGCAGGACGUUCUGCUGACACUGUUUUAUACAACAGUACUCCUGAAAAACAAUCCGAAUCUCUGAAAUCAUAUUUGUUUAAUGCACGGCACAAGUCACCAUCAAACUCUUUGUAACUUAAUUUUGAUCAUGCAACACUAAAACUCCUCGGGGUUUAAGGAUAUGUUAGUAGAGUUAAGGCCUCAGAAUGCUUCAAAGUCCUUAUUGUUGGAAACCUCACCUCCCACAGUGGAAUCAGGUCUUCCAAAGCAGACAAUCCAACAGUCAAGCCCAAUCCAUACAGUGAUUGGUCAGGUGUUUUCUACUGUAAUCCUUCCUCCUGCCCACAUUGCUCUUUAAAUGACGCCUUAUUAUCCAGAACCCACAAUCCUGGAUCAUUGUCAAAAUGCACCCUAAACUGAAGUUAAUAUGAUGUGUGUGCCAUCUGUUUGGUUUGUUUAGCAGGCAAAUGCUGCCUGUGGAAAUUCAAAGGCCAUUUAUAAUAUUAAAGAAUUGAUAUGGCUGAUUCAGACUCUUGAAGCCUCAUAUUAGCUUCAGCUGGACUCCACAAGGUUAGAUUAAAUAAGAGAAAAUGGCAUUGUGGGAGUUGUAGGAAGUUUCAGUUUUUGAUGUAACCCUUCUUCCUAAAUAGACUGAAGCGGAAGUGGAAGUGAACUCAGCCGGGAGAACGACCCUCAAAGUCCCCAUCACCUCGCUCUGAGCUCAGGGUUGUCACAUACCCUGAUCUGUCACUCCCACGUGUUCCUCUGGACCCCAGUAAACCCUGCUGCUUCUCACUGUCAGCAUUAAUAAAAACAAUAUUGUAACUGUUCUGGCAGCAUCAUCAUGCUUCAGUUUCACUUCUUUCUACAUGGUGUGUUUGUUUGUUUUUUAUCUUUGGAUUGACAGAUAGAGUUCUUCCGUGGUACUUGCUUUGUUUUAUUUGUUUUCUUCUAUGUGUAAAUGCUGUAAGAACAAAUGUAUAUAUUUGAUUUAAAAAGCCAUGUGUUGGAGUUCACUUUUCCUCUGUCUGAGGGUUUAUGUGUAAUACUGCUGUUUUGCUCUUUGCCCUCGGUACAGAACUGCCUGAUCAAACUGGGCACGAGUGUUUCAGAGACGUAGUGUUGACUGUGUUUUUCGACGUGGAAACUGUUACAUUUUGCUUGAUUGAAAAAAAAAAAGUGUCCAUGUUUAGUUUCUUUUGAUUCUUUCAAUAAAUGGCUUAUUUUGCUAACCCUC
Molecule: messenger RNA, 7959 nt
Organism: Cottoperca gobio
Lineage: Eukaryota; Metazoa; Chordata; Actinopteri; Perciformes; Bovichtidae
Gene: fam110b
Product: family with sequence similarity 110 member B
Exons: 5
Coding region: 770-2191 (473 amino acids)
Source: RefSeq, a predicted model, not a curated record